Messenger RNA from Prunus armeniaca (apricot), 609 nucleotides. Lineage: Eukaryota; Viridiplantae; Streptophyta; Magnoliopsida; Rosales; Rosaceae. The record is from the annotation of a GenBank genome assembly.
AUGAAAGCGACCCGUGUCCUGGUCUACGGUGAUUCUCAGUUGGUAAUUAACCAACUGACCGGGGAAUACCAGUGCACGAGCGAGAAUUUAACCAUGUAUUAUGUAACGGCCCUCAAUACGGCCGACGAGUUUUCUAGGAUCUCCUUCGUUCACGUGCCGCACGUCAAAAACCAUGAGGCCAAUGAGAUGGCCCAGGUAGCGUCAGGUGUGAACAUUCCGGACAGUGACCACAACCGCAUGAUAAGAAUCGAGAAGCGUACCCUGCCGGCUUUGGCUGAGCGAGGAAUGACCACGCAAGUAUCAUCAGCCGAAAUUACCGACGAGGUUGAAGCGGCCGAAACCGACUGGCGUUACCCCAUAGAUGGGCCGUGGAUAUCAUCGGCAAAAUCUACCCAGCCACGUCCAACCAGCAUGCCUGGAUUUUGGUGGCAACUGACUAUUUCACUAAAUGGGUCGAGGCGGAGUCCUAUCGGUCCAUUUCUAGCACACCUGUGGUCAGAUUCAUUGAAAAUCACAUCGUCCACAGAUUCGGUAUACCCGAAACCAUCAUGGUCCGAUAACGGCCCAGUUUCGCAUCAGCUGAGACUCGAGAAUACGCCGAAAGGAUAG